GUUCACACACUUAUCGGAGCUUUUUAAAAAAAAUAACGUUUAUUUAUUUUAAACCGAACCGCCUCUGACCUUUAGCCGCAAAAAGCUUAUUGUCCAUGACAAUGAAGAAACGCCACCCGUUUACAUUUUCACCGUUGGCAAUUUUUAUUUUUUAAAAUGAAAUUCAAAUAAAUCCCGACAGGCCGCAAAUGGAUCCUCGAUACUCGCGUGACGGCGAGGGGAGCCCUCAAGUGAGCAGUGUCCGGGAAGAGACCCCGGGGAAGGAGGCGACGGGGGGCGCAGUGAGCGGCGGCGUCGUGUUAAGGCGGAGAGGAGCAGAGAAGAAGGAGGAGGAAGAUGCUGAUGCUGAGAAACAGGAGCCGGGGAAAACGGAGGGAGAAGAUGCUGCCAUGUACGAGGAGGAACUGGACCCAAGAAUACAGGAGGAGCUGGAGCAUCUUAACCAGGCCAGUGACGAGAUCAACAAACUGGAGCUGCAGCUGGAUGAUGCCAGGUCCAGCUACAGGAGGAUUCUGACUGACUCUGCCAGGAAACUCAACACUCAAGGCUCUCAGCUCGGCGCGUGCAUUGAGAAGGCGAGGCCGUACUACGAAGCCAGGAGACUCGCCAAAGAGGCCCAGCAGGAGACACAGAAGGCCGCUCUGAGAUAUGAGAGAGCCGUGUCCAUGCACUCUGCUGCCAGAGAGAUGGUGUAUGUGGCAGAGCAGGGCCUCCUGGCUGACAGGAACACCAUGGACUCAACAUGGCAGGAGAUGCUGAACCACGCCACAUCCAAGGUGAACGAGGCGGAGGAGGAGCGUCUCCACAGUGAGCGGGAACACCAGCGCGUCACACAGCUCUGUCAGCAGGCGGAGGCUCGGGUUCAGACCCUCCAGAAAUCCCUCAAGAAGUUCAUCGUCAAGUCCAAGCCGUACUUUGAGCUCAAAGCCCAGUUCAAUCACAUUUUGGAGGAACACAAGGCUAAAGUUAUACAGCUGGAGGAACAAGUGGCCAAAGUGAAGACGCGCUACUCUGUUGCCCUGCGCAACCUGGAGCAGAUCAGUGAGCAGAUCCAUGCGCGGAGGGGGCAACUCAGGGCUAGCAGGGCACAUCCUGCAGUCUGUGGGGGGCGGAGCUCCCCCGUCGGCGCUGAGGCAGAGAUCAGAAGCGCCGCCGGAGUUAACGUCGGUAGUUGUAUGGCAGUUGGCGGGAUAGAGACGGACUGGGUGGACAAUGAGAAAACUCGGCUGUGGGUGGAGAGGCACAGAGAGAGUGGCUGGGGUCAGAGGGAGCAGCUGGACACCGGCUCGGACCGCAUGUCCGUCAUCAGCCUGCAGACCAUCGCGUCUGACCUGGAGAAGUGCGACUCGGUGGAGCAUCUGUGUGAACUGAGUGACGCUGGGAGCAUGCUGUGUGAAGACUGGAGGCACAUUAAAAAGCCUCACACGACACCGGUCAGCAGGGAGGUGGCGACGGUGACCGUGGGGCUGCAGCAGGGGAAGGUCCAGCAAGAGAACAGGGAUCAGUUCGCUAAAAAGAACCAGGAGAGCUUUGUGAAGCAGCACCAGAGAAGUGUCAGUCUAUGAUUGUUGAAACGACGAUGAGUAUGUUGGUGUUCAGAGCGAGCACACAGUCAUUCUUCACGCCAAGUUACUUGCAUGAAACACAUCGUUGGAUCUUUUUUGUUGUUUUAUCGUAAACACACGACCUAAACAACCAACUCAUAACAGUGCAAUAGCCAUACACCACAUCUCUACUCUACUACCCUACAUUUUUCUGAGGACUUAAUGGUCUCACUUGCAAAGUUUGGGUUUUAUUCAGUUGCACAGGGUGUCCGUUUUGUAAAUUAUGUUCCCAUUUUAGAGGAGAAUAAAUGACAAAGUGUAUCGUCCAAUAGGAGCCUAGUUGCAGGUGUUGCUUCUCUACGUUCGUUUUUACGACAGCCAAAUUGUGAUUCUGGUGGCUUCAACGCAGAAGUUCAAAUUCCGACUGCUUGAAUCAAGUGACGCACUCUGAUAUCCGAAAUAACUUCAAGUCACUAACAUGACGUCACGCGUGGCGCACAUCUUCACGUCGUGGUAUUUGCUGGAUUUGCAUCACCUGCUGUGACUCUGGCUAAACUGGCAUCUCCUCGCGUUGGCUGUUUGUGACGCGUUCAGUGUCAAUGUUUGAGGGAUCAAAGAGUGAGAUCCUGAGUAAGUAGAUAGAAAAUAGUGGAGAGGCUGAUUGAGUCUGACUUUUUUGUUUUAUUUUUACAAUAGCACUUUUGAGGAAAACUACAAAGACUAAUUUACCUUUUGUUUUUUUUAGCAAAAACUAGAAACCUUGUUGCUCAUAAUGCUUCUUAUGUUGUAACUUGAUACAUUUUAGCAAUGUUUACCAUGUCUCUGAAGGUCAAGCAAGUCACAUCUGUUAUUUAAAUAAACUCAAGUGAUAUAAAAAGGCAUUUUUAUACCUAAAAUAAUAUGAAUAGAUUCAAGAGACUGAAGAUUCUGGCCUCAGUUGUACUAAGUUGAUGAUCGUAGAACCUAAAACUAAUGCAGUGUUUUGCAAUAAUUCCCUCAAAAAGACAAAAUUUCCUCAGAUAGGUCUUCUAAUGGAUAUAGAUGAAGAAUUUGUACUGGCGGUAAAAAUAUGAUCAAAUAUGAUUUUAGAGAAGGGAUGACGUAAAAAGAGUUGAGUGCACGCAAAAUCUAAAUAAUUCAGGAAAACUUUGCACUGAUGAUGAUUAUUUCAUUUGUGCAUAGAUGAUAAAUAAGAUUAAUUUAUUUUACUACCUAAAUAGCAAGUGUCUUAUGUAACUUAACUGAAAAGAUUAACGCUGAAGUCAAGACGUCAAAGUUGGGAGACACGUAAUAUUUUAACAAUGAAUAGUUUGUCGUCUUAACUCCUUAUUGUCCUCUAUUUUUUCUCCACUCUUCCCACAGUUUUGAUAUAAUUGUUAGAAAAGCCCAGCAGUGCCUCCUGUUGGACAGAAUAAGUAAUAACUCAGUGGACAGGCACAUUUCUCUCUUAAGUUAUUACACUGUGUGUGUGUGUGUGUGUGUGUUCAUCGCUUGAAUUCACUGACUUUAGCUUUUGUGGUGUUCAUUGACACGGUGGUGAAUAAGCUAAUUGUCCGCCAUGACUCAGCUGUUUUCUGCUCAGUGUUGUCGUUUGAGUGAACCUGCAGCCAAACAUGAUUUACUGUAUGCGGUUGUUUGACGAUGUCCCGGCUGAAUGAUACUGUGAUUUGCAGGGUUUAUAUGUUUCACUGCAUUAAGCACAUAAGUAAUUUACUAUUUCUGUUCAUCCACAGACAACACACACACGCCCUACGUUAAAUAAACAGUCUGAUUCUAUAACCUGAGUCACUGUCGUCCACUGUGAUUUAGAGAUUGAGAAUCACACUGGUACAAUACUAUGGUUUGUAAUCACACCCACACAUUGAUAAAACAUACAGAAACCUUCUCCACCAUAUAAUUAUGAGGUGUUUCAUGGAGCCCUUUGCAAUUUGAAGCCCUGUGAAAAUAAUAAUUAUUUGUCAUGGAGCUUUCAAUCUCAUUGUAAUGUAGUUAUCAUUCUAUAUUUGUUCAUCUACACACAUACUAUACAUAUUGUAUAUUAAUACACUUACUCCAAAGCUAAAUAAAAACUUAUUCAAAAAACA
Messenger RNA from Solea senegalensis (Senegalese sole), 3628 nucleotides. RefSeq names its product SH3-binding domain protein 5-like, b (gene sh3bp5lb). The transcript is spliced from 6 exons. Lineage: Eukaryota; Metazoa; Chordata; Actinopteri; Pleuronectiformes; Soleidae. Gene Ontology annotation, molecular function: protein kinase inhibitor activity. Gene Ontology annotation, cellular component: cytoplasm. Gene Ontology annotation, biological process: negative regulation of protein tyrosine kinase activity; intracellular signal transduction. The coding region runs from base 189 to 1565 and encodes 458 amino acids. The record is from RefSeq and is a predicted model, not a curated record.